AUCUCGUUCGAUGUAGUUACGUAACGUUAUAUCGUUAACAAAAAAAUAUGAUUGUUUGUUGAUAUUGAGCUGAAGUUUGCAAACCGGGGUAUGCUUUUUAGAACCACCAUACUAGAAAAAUGGCUUGAGGUAGUUAUAUUGACUGUAGCUAACGUUAGCUUUUGGUCCAAGAAACAAAGACAGCCUUGGAAAAAUGUCUAACUAGAUAGGAGACGGUAGUACACAGACGUUAGACACCAAACAAAACGAUCUAAAACCGGGGGAGCUGAGCGACUUAGUCUUGUCCAGAAAAUGUUCGUUUUUCUUUUCAAUUGUACAGUACUGUCAAAUAUUUUGAUAUUUUUUUAACAGUGAGUGUGUGGGUUAAUACGGUUCUGUGGCCAUAGUUAAGAAACGAUGGAUAUAUAACUACUGUACACACCACAAAUAUGUGUGUGCCAUGUUUUCACUUAAACUUUGCAUAUAUGUAACAUAUCUUUAUUAUAAUACUUGGCUUGAGAAUGUGCUCAACUACCCGCCAUUUUUUACCAUGCGUACACAUUUGCUAGUGUGGUUGAAAUAUUGUAUUGCACGCUAGAAUGUAAUAGCUUAGAUGGUUAUGGGGGUUGUGAUGAAGUUUAAAAAAUAUAUAUAUAGAGAGAGAGAGAUUUUGAUUUGUUCAUACUCCCUUCGUAACCAUAGGUCGUUUUCAUCCACAUCUUCUUUGAUUAGACCUUUGAACAGUUGGAAUUCUGACAUUUAUCUAUACUCAUGUUGAACCUCAUUCUCACUUUUUAUCAAAUCUGGAGCACAGCUACUAGCAUUUUCCUCAAUAGAAUCUUAGUUCAUAUAGUAAGCCAAGAAAGUAUUGUGGAAUACAUAGCCAUGGUGGCCUUGAUUUACUAUGUAUGCUCUGAGUUUAUUUAGCAUAAAAUAUUCCCUAUAAGUGUUUUGUUAAGUGUAUUCUAUGGAGGACAAUGUUUGUAAGGGACUUAUACUCUUCAGAAAGACCCUAUUCUACAUGAAUGAUUGCAUCAAGUACAAGUCAAGAUGCCAAAACGCUAUAUCAACUGGGAGCUUGGUGAUGGUGGACCCCCUUUUUGCUUCAGUUGUGAAAUGAUCUUUCCAGACCAUGUGUCAUUUCAUGACCACUCAUGUCCUGUGGCGGGUUACAUCUGCUCCUGUGGAACAGAGUUCUCCAAGUAUGUGGAUAUGGUGGACCACAGUGGUUUACAUGAACCAGGCCAUACUGUCAUGAAUUAUAGCACCAUAAAAAAGCAACAAUAUCAGAGAGAGAGAGAACACAAGGAGCAGCUUGCCAGGCUGGAAUUGACAACGGGUCAAGGAAGUGGGGCUGUUCCGGGAUCGUCUCUGAUGCUUUUGGACCCUAUGACACAGGCCAACAAGCCUCCUUGCGGUGCAGGUGCUGCAACGAAAGAUCUCUGGCACCAGUUUCAGCCAGUGGUGUUGAUUGAGACACUGCGAAAGUUUGGUAGGACAAAGCCCUACAGGUGUGCAUACUGCGAACUGGGCUUUGCAACAAAAGACUUUCUCAUAUGGCAUCACAACACUCAUAUAAGGAAUAAAGUCCAUGGCUGCCUGCAGUGCGGUGUGCUCCUACUCAGCAACAAUAAGUCACCCCGGCCUAACCAUCAUCAGUGCAGCUCUCAACAGGCACCUCCUGAAACCAGAUUCACCACUGCCACAGUGCUGAGCAACAGGAAGCAGCCUGCCGGGUAUGGUAAGAAGGUCGUCCAGAAUCAACCCUGUCCUGACCUGUUCAGUAGUGAGCUCCAGCUAGGGAUGCAUAUGGUGUCACAGCAGCCUGGAUGGGAUAACGCUGUCACUGGCAGUUCUGGAAGAAAAGACUUGAUAUGUAGAGUGUGUCAGCAGACCUUCCAAACUGUUAAGUUACUCGAGAGACACCGUUGCACAAAGGCGGCAUCCUUUUUUGCACAGAAACUGUGUCUAACAUCUAGCAAACAGCUCAAUGGUCAUAGAAAGUGGGAGGGUACAAACCCGUACUCCUUGUCUCAAAGAAAUGGUGACAAGGAGCUGGCCUUCAACAUUCAAACUUCCAGAAAAGUGACUGUAUACCACAAGUCAGUUGGUCCACAUAGGGGUACAGGGUCGCCUGCCGUCUCUGCAAAGACUGCGCACGAUUCUGAUGAUGACUGUUUCGUGAUUGAAAGCUCAUCUACCAAACCUAGUCAACAGGUCUACCAAGAAUUAACUUCUUCCCUUCCAGUACUUCAGACAUGAACAGUGGAUGGGGACUCCCUAUGUGAAUCGCUGUAUUUGCAACAGACAUGAGCCACUUGUAGGUGUCAUGAUUAUGUCUAAGUAUGGUAUUUUGUAAGGUAGCAGUUUAGCUGUUAACUUUCUAUUAAUCUUAAAACUGUCAGUGGCCUGUUAUAUGUGUAUUUGUGUUUGUCACCUGACAUUGAAAACUUGGCAUAUGCAGUAUCUAAACAGGCUGCAUGUUUAAGACACGUUUUUGUUAUCCUUUUUAUUUUUUUACACAUUUGCUUGGUUUAAAGUGUGGUAUAAGCAGCUUUGGCCUGUAAAACAAGAACAUCUUUCAGCUGGUCAUUUCUGUGAUCAAAAUAAAUGUUUUUUCCUCUCUUGUCAUGAU
Messenger RNA from Esox lucius (northern pike), 2614 nucleotides. RefSeq names its product zinc finger protein 605-like. The record is from RefSeq and is a predicted model, not a curated record. NCBI's taxonomy places the organism in Eukaryota, Metazoa, Chordata, Actinopteri, Esociformes, Esocidae. The transcript has 2 exons. Gene Ontology annotation, biological process: regulation of transcription by RNA polymerase II. Gene Ontology annotation, molecular function: RNA polymerase II cis-regulatory region sequence-specific DNA binding; DNA-binding transcription factor activity. Bases 1030 to 2241 code for a protein of 403 amino acids.